AUGGAGCAACAGAGUGAUCCCCCGAAAAAAGCUCUUUCCGACGAGGAGCGCCUCGAGCUGGCGGCUCAGCUCGACCAGGAUCUGGAUGCGUUUAUUAGCUCGUUGGAGAAAAAACGCUACACCGAAGGAUGGCCGGAAGAUCGCUGGGAGGAGGAAAUGGCCAAGCAUCCGUUCUUCAUGAACAAGUCACCGGAACCGGGCGAAGCGCUGAGUCCGCUGAUGGAAGGUCUGCAGCAGCUAAAGUACGAUCCGCUCGAAAACACCGAACAAGAGUUGGCCGAUACCUACAAAGAGGACGGGAAGUUCUACAUGCAGCACCGCAAGUUUCGUAUGGCAGUGCUCAGCUACACGGAGGCGCUACGGUACAAGGUUGGUGACGCCGGGUACAAGGCAGUACUGUACAACAAUCGAAGCGCCGCCAAUUUCAUGCUAAAGAACUACCGAUCAUCCCUGCAAGACGCUCAGAAGGCGCUGGAGUUGAAGCCUGACUACGAUAAGGCGCGGUGGCGGGCUGCCCAGUGUGCAUCGGCCAUGGAUCGCUUUGAGCUGUGCGCCGAAAUUUGUGAUACCAUUUUGCAGGCCGACCCUUCCAACGGUCCAGCGAUCGAAUUGCGCAAAACAUGUGCCGCCCGUAAAGUGGCACAAGAAAGGGACGCACGGAAGGCGGCGCGCCAGGAAAGGGAAAAGGAGGUCCGACUGCAGCGAACGCGAGACGAGCUUACGAAACGUUCGGUGAAGUUUGAAGAACACGAUGCACUCAUCGACGAGCGGAAACUACGUCCCCGGCUUGCACCGCUCGAGGAUUUCAUGGUUUCCAGCAAUAGCGACGGUGUGCUGCACUGGCCCGUCGUUUUCUGCUACCCGGAGUUUCACACUACCGACUUUCAGCAACAGCUGUCGGAAGACACCACUAUGUACGCCGUCCUGGAGCAACUGUUCGAGCAGCCACUUGAAUGCGAUCGAGAGCGAGUGUAUCGGGCAGAACAUGUGGCCGUUUACUACGAAAACAGAAUACUGGGCCGUGCCUACUUGGUCGAUGCGAACAAAACGAUCCAACAAAUCGUGGCGGAGAAAACUUUCCUCGUUUUUCAAGGCACACUUACAUUUUAUAUCCUCGUACGUGGCUCGCCCCACGAGCAAUCGUUUGUCAGCCAAACAAGGAUACCAUUGAAAAUAGAGCUUUGAUGUCGUUGUCGUUCCAAUAAAAGUAUCACCAACAUUUAAGAUCCUUCCACGACGGAGUU
This is a messenger RNA of Anopheles cruzii, 1244 nucleotides long. It is a transcript of the gene Dpit47, whose product is annotated as DNA polymerase interacting tetratricopeptide repeat-containing, protein of 47 kDa. NCBI's taxonomy places the organism in Eukaryota, Metazoa, Arthropoda, Insecta, Diptera, Culicidae. The transcript has 2 exons. The record is from RefSeq and is a predicted model, not a curated record. Gene Ontology annotation, molecular function: Hsp90 protein binding. Bases 1 to 1185 code for a protein of 394 amino acids.